GUAAAAGCUAUCUCCAGAGUUUAAUAUAAGUGUAGACAGAGAGAGAGAGAGCUUCUUUCUUCUUCUCUUCGUCGCUAAGAGAUGAUCUUCGAAUAUAAAUCUCUGUAAGGUUUGCGAAGACCGGAGUAGUGAAUCUCGGAAUUGUUGAAGAAGACGGUACACCGGAAUCAAUUGCGAUUUUGAUUUAUGGGAACGGUUUGCGAAUCUGUAGCGACGGCGAAAUCUUCGACGGCGGUGAUGAGCUCCAUUCCGCCUUUUCUGAGCAAAACGUACGAUAUGGUUGACGAUCCAUUGACGGACGACGUGGUGUCUUGGAGCAGCGGAAACAACAGCUUCGUGGUUUGGAACGUGCCUGAGUUCGCCAAACAGUUUCUACCAAAGUAUUUCAAGCACAACAAUUUCUCCAGCUUCGUCAGACAGCUCAAUACUUAUGGUUUUAGAAAAGUUGAUCCAGACCGCUGGGAGUUUGCAAACGAGGGCUUUUUAAGAGGCCAAAAGCAAAUACUAAAGAGUAUUGUCCGGCGAAAACCUGCACAAGUGCAGCCUCCACAACAACCUCAAGUUCAGCACUCAUCUGUGGGUGCGUGCGUUGAAGUGGGCAAAUUUGGACUCGAAGAGGAAGUGGAAAGACUUCAGCGCGAUAAGAACGUCCUUAUGCAGGAACUUGUAAGGUUGAGGCAGCAACAACAAGUUACCGAACAUCAUCUGCAGAAUGUGGGGCAGAAAGUUCAUGUGAUGGAGCAGAGGCAGCAACAGAUGAUGUCCUUUCUAGCAAAGGCUGUCCAAAGUCCAGGUUUCUUAAACCAAUUUUCUCAGCAGAGUAAUGAAGCAAACCAACACAUUUCUGAAAGCAACAAAAAGAGGAGGCUACCUGUUGAGGACCAGAUGAAUUCUGGCAGUCAUGGGGUUAAUGGUCUUAGCCGCCAGAUUGUGAGAUAUCAGUCAUCGAUGAACGAUGCAACAAACACUAUGCUUCAACAGAUACAGCAGAUGAGUAAUGCACCUAGCCAUGAAUCUCUCUCAAGCAAUAAUGGUAGCUUUCUUUUGGGCGAUGUUCCAAAUUCUAACAUUUCAGACAAUGGGAGCUCCUCAAAUGGAUCACCUGAAGUUACAUUGGCAGAUGUUUCAUCCAUUCCUGCAGGCUUCUAUCCUGCAAUGAAGUACCACGAGCCUUGUGAAACAAAUCAAGUCAUGGAGACCAAUUUGCCUUUUUCUCAAGGUGAUCUCUUACCUCCAACGCAAGGAGCAGCAGCUUCUGGGAGCUCAAGUUCGGAUCUUGUUGGAUGCGAGACAGAUAAUGGAGAGUGUUUGGAUCCAAUAAUGGCUGUUUUGGAUGGCGCACUCGAACUAGAAGCUGAUACCUUAAAUGAGUUGCUUCCUGAAGUCCAAGAUUCUUUUUGGGAACAGUUCAUUGGUGAGAGCCCAGUGAUUGGUGAGACAGAUGAGUUAAUCUCAGGAUCAGUGGAAAAUGAACUGAUAUUGGAGCAACUAGAGUUACAAUCAACCCUGAGUAAUGUGUGGAGCAAGAAUCAACAAAUGAACCAUCUUACUGAACAGAUGGGACUUCUCACAUCAGAUGCUCUCAGAAAAUGAGAUUGCCACAGGCCACAAUCUUUCCUCACGAGAUGGGUUAAGAUUUUGUGGAGCCGCAACAACAAAAAGAAUAUGACCAAAGGAGGUACUAUGUAUGUAUGUAUCAAACUGUUGUAACUCUAAUUCUUGUCAAUGUAUAAUAAAAUAAGAGAAAUAUUGCCUUAAAAGAUUUUUGCAUUGCAAUAUCUUUGUUUGUUACUGACAGAAUGAAAAGGAGAUGCUUCAAAGUGAGAGAUAUUCUUCUGUUCUUGUGUAUGUCUUUAGAGAUCCUUGUUUAUUUUUGUUACAUUAAGUGCAAAAAUUGGCAUUUUGGUUAACCUGUGGCCAAAUCUUACCUGCU
Arabidopsis thaliana (thale cress) is the source of this 1933-nucleotide messenger RNA. RefSeq names its product heat shock transcription factor A1E (gene HSFA1E). NCBI's taxonomy places the organism in Eukaryota, Viridiplantae, Streptophyta, Magnoliopsida, Brassicales, Brassicaceae. Gene Ontology annotation, molecular function: sequence-specific DNA binding; DNA-binding transcription factor activity. The transcript has 3 exons. Gene Ontology annotation, biological process: regulation of DNA-templated transcription. Gene Ontology annotation, cellular component: cytoplasm; nucleus. The coding region runs from base 187 to 1593 and encodes 468 amino acids. The record is from RefSeq and is marked reviewed.